Molecule: messenger RNA, 1802 nt
Organism: Spodoptera litura
Lineage: Eukaryota; Metazoa; Arthropoda; Insecta; Lepidoptera; Noctuidae
Source: RefSeq, a predicted model, not a curated record
GGAACAGUCGAGAAUUAGUAGAGGACGUCACGGACGCCGGUGGACGUCACGGACGCCGGUAACAGCUGACUUGUGUGUGUCGCCUCGGGUCAAAUAAAAUAAAACUACUGUUUUAUUUGAUAUAUUUUAUUCGCGAAAAGUUUAUUAGUGGAUAACUGAUUACAUAUAUUGUGGACACUAGCAGUGAAUCGAAUUAAACGAUCUUAGGAUUAGUUUUGUACCAGCCCCAGUGUUACGGUGACUAAACCUACCCUGCUGCAUAAAAAAAAAAAAAAAUCCUUAACUUCUGUGCGAGUCUCGCGUGUGUGUUAUUCCAAAUACUGCAACACAAAAUAUCAUGGCCAAAUGCGGUGGAUGUGGUCAAUUUAUUGCUGCGACAGCAAGCAUUCGGUGUGGCAAGUGCGCGGUCUGCUACCACCGCGCCUGUGUGGGAGUACCGCCUUCAGCAACCCCCUCGCCUGCAUGGCUGUGUCCUGGAUGCAAGGCGAAACUUCCCAAGACCGACAAUUCUGCGACACCGGUCAAAGGUGCAGCGGCGGAUUGCUCGGUCCCAAAUAGUCCCCCCACCGUCGCCCCCCCCGUGAGUCUGGAUUUGGCGCAUGAGAUCAGAGCUUUUAGGGAGGAGUUAAGCGCUCUAAGGGUCGAUAUACGCGAGCUACGGCAGGAAAAUGCACAAUUUAGAGCUGCCAUAAACGGUUGCAAUGAGCGGCUGGACGCGGUAGUGCACAGGGUGGACAGCCUCGAGCAGCGGUUCGAGGCGAAGGACACCUCAUCGUAUGACCAUCUGGAGGAGACGAUCGCUGACUUAAAACUUCAACUAAACGAGCGCGAUCAGGACCUUUUGUUGAACGACGUCAUCGUGUCGGGUAUACCGGAGUCGAAGACCGAGAAUCCGGCGCACAUACUUAAAACACUGUCGCUGAAGCUGGGGGUCGACCUUGACGAUAGGGAUAUAGUAAACGUCGAGCGACUCGGCAUGGUGCGUCGUAAUUUUAUCGCCGGUUCAUCCCAGCACGACAUAACGGAGCAUCCGCGGCCGCGCGCCAUCGCGGUGCGCCUUUCUCGCCGUACGGUGCGAGACAAACUAAUUCAAGCGGCGCGCGUGCGCCGCGGCCUCACCACUGCGGACCUCGAUCUACACGGCCAGCCUCGGAGGGUGUUUGUAAAUGAGCACUUGACUCGCUCUAAUGCAAAGUUAUUCCAUCUAGCUCGAGAGGCUGGGCAGCGUUCAAAGUACAAGUACGUAUGGACAAGGGAGGGACGCAUCUACGUGCGGAAGGAGGACGGCGUCUCUGCUGUGCGCAUUCGCUCGCACGCAGAUAUCAGAAAAACUUUUGGGGACGGUUAUGUUUGAUGAGUGUGGGUGUUAAUAGAUAUUUCUGUUCGGUUUGUGUAUUUCACUUUGUUUUCAUUUUUUUGCUGUAUACCCUUUAUCUUGUUGACGACCUCACGAUAUGUGCUACGUUACGUUUAUUUUAUAUUAGUUUUUCUGCUACGUCAUGUUGUAAAUUGGCAUCCUCGGCAAUGUAUGUAUGGGCUAAGGUUGGUAUUCCUUGCAGUGACGGUAAAUUUUAUUGUAUCCAGGCUUAUGCAACCAUACUUAUUAUUGGAUAUUUUUAUGUAUAUGCAUAUGUGCCUGUGUUCUUAUUAUACAAUGUUUCUAUCUUUCUUUACUCAUAUAUUAUUUGUAAAUCUUUAAGUAAUGGCUAUAUUAUAAUAACAAUUUUUUUUAACAUAAAUUUAGAUACUCUCGCAGGGAAAGUAUAUAACGAUUUUUGUUUAUAUUUAAUCCAUGAUAUAAA